AUGAAACCUGUACUACUACUAUUUCCAAAAGCUUUACUUAAAUCAUUUGCUGAUGUCAAUGAACUUCCAUUAUCUUAUCGACAUCUUACUAAAGGAAGACAAUUUGCAGUGGGUGAUAAUAAACUACGUGCUCGACGUCAAAAUGAUUCAACAGCUGAAUUGCAUUGUUUUCAAAAGAAUACGAAUGGAAAUGAAGCUCAAUUAAUUUCAUCAUCCAUAGAAACUUAUUCAUUAGUACAAGAUGUUGAUCCACCUACAGAUUGUGAACCAAAAGAAAUCACUUUUCGACCAGAUUUUCCAAAAAAAUUAAAACUUCGUUGUUUACCAUUUGGUUCAGAUGAACCAAAAUCUAUUGGAACAAAAUCAAAAUCAAAAAAGAAACGAAAACGUUUAAAUGAUUAA
Molecule: messenger RNA, 402 nt
Organism: Adineta steineri
Lineage: Eukaryota; Metazoa; Rotifera; Eurotatoria; Adinetida; Adinetidae
Source: the annotation of a GenBank genome assembly